Arachis ipaensis is the source of this 1392-nucleotide messenger RNA. Lineage: Eukaryota; Viridiplantae; Streptophyta; Magnoliopsida; Fabales; Fabaceae. The record is from RefSeq and is a predicted model, not a curated record.
AUGAUGUUUGGGACACUUAUAACCAUAGCGGGGAUUGUUGCAAAGAGGGACAGAUCAAAGGAUGCAUGGGAAGGAAUCAAGAACCUGCUACCUUACUGGUCUAUUGCUGAAGACAAAGAAGGUAAGAAGAUGAUGGAGAUUUUGAAGUUUAGCUAUGAUGAUUUGCCUAACAAAAUGAAGCCUUGCUUUCUAUAUCUUGGGGUGUUUCCUGAAGAUGAAAAGAUUCAGGUGAGAGACUUGAUCCGUCUAUGGAUUGCAGAAGGGUUCAUAGGGCCAAUUCAAACUAGAAGAUCAAAAGAAGCACCACCAGAACCUGAAGAUAUUGGUGAGCAAUACUUGAGGGAGAUGGUGGAUCGUAAUUUGGUACAAGUAGCAAGGAGAAGCAGUGAUAGGAAAGGCGUGAAAACAUGUAAGAUCCAUGAUCUCUUUCGGGAACUAUGCAUAUCAGAGAGCAACAACCCUGAUAACAACACUAACAAUGCUCGUAGACUAUUGUCCUUUCCUAGCACAGUAGGAUCCUAUACCUGUUCAUUAGAGACGUGCAAUAAAGAAUCCACUCAUUCACUAUUUUUUUAUGAAGAUGCACGAGGGUGGUCACAGCAUAUUCCAGAAAACCUCCGAGUUAAUGUGCUAUCUUUUUCGAAAUGGGCUCGGGUUAGUUCUUCAACAAGUGCUGAGUAUUUGAAGAGUUUGACACCCCUCCGGUACUUGAAAAUGGAAGUUAAAUUAGAUGGAUUAUGUGACUUUCACAGUUUGGAAACAUUACAUGUAUUGUACACUAGUUUGAAGGACCUAAGAAUUGGAGGGUUAAAGCAACUGAGACAUCUUCAUUGUGAAUUUCUGGUGAGAUUGUUAGUAGAUGAACAAGAAGUACAAGAUAAAAUGCAGAAUCUCCAAACACUAUGCUAUGUGUAUGCCGAUUCAAAACUAGGGAGAUUACUAGGUGAUGAUUACUUUCCCAACUUGAGAACACUCGGGUUACAUAUAGCUUUAGACCAACAUGAACCAGCAGAAGAAAUCUUAAGGAGCCUACAUCGCCUGAAAAAACUAAUUAAGCUGAAGCUUAUGUUUUCUGUGGUUAAUUGGGUUCCAUUAGACACAAUUGCAUUUCCGUCAACUCUUACCAAGAUUACAUUGUCACGCUUUGCGUAUUUCAAGUCAAAAGACAUGAAUACCUUGGGACGAGUUCCAAGACUUCAAGUUUUAAAAUUUAAAAUUGGAUAUUGUACGGAACAAACUCUUGAUUGUGGUACUGCUGGGAGUUUUCCGGAGCUUCAGGUGUUGAUCAUGAUAAGGGUGGAUGUUAGAUAUCUUAUAUCCAAAGAUGGUGCAAUGCCUCGUCUUCGACGUGCUGUCUUCUGUGACUGCCCUCACUUAAAAGGAGGUUACUAA